Molecule: messenger RNA, 1545 nt
Organism: Oryzias melastigma (Indian medaka)
Lineage: Eukaryota; Metazoa; Chordata; Actinopteri; Beloniformes; Adrianichthyidae
Gene: pagr1
Product: PAXIP1 associated glutamate-rich protein 1
Exons: 5
Coding region: 306-1121 (271 amino acids)
Source: RefSeq, a predicted model, not a curated record
UGACAGGAAGUAGAAUCUUAGGUAGAUCUCUAAACAAUCGACCUUCACUGCUCCCGCUCUGAAUGGGUUAUCCACAUACAUUUUAAUCAGUUGAUUUAUACAGACCUUCCAAGAGGCAAAAGCACGCAGACCGUCAAGCGGUUCCUUCUGCCAAAAUGGCGCUAUGUUUACCUCUCUGCAGACUCGAUCGUUAUACCUUCGUGGCUGCAUUAUUUGGAGGACUUUCAGAAUAACCCUUUCACCCCAGCGACACGGAUCCACAAAAUAUUGAUUUGUGGUACUAAAGCUGAGCAGCUGAGGGAAGGAUGCAGGCGGAAGCUUCAGACACCUCCCUCAGAGAGGGCAUCCAGGCUUUGGAGGUGGAGGAUUCAGAAAAAUCCUCUGCAGACAUGAAAGAUGAGACCAUCACGGAACAACAGAACAGUGAGACUGUAGCAGAUGAGGACGCAGCAGCCCACGAGGAAGCAGUUGAAAAAGUAGAUGGAACAGAAGAAGAGGCUCAGACUGAUCCCGCUAAAGCCGACACAGGGGUGGAUGCUGAGGAGGGGAAGCAGGCUGCAGAAGAGGAGUGGGAGAUUCCAUAUAGCGAUGAGGAAAUGGAGGAUGCCAAAAGCUGGAUGCCGCCUCCUUUGGAAAUUAAAAGACUCUACGAGCUCCUGGCUAAAGGGGAGAUGCUGGAACUGAACUUUGUGCCCCUCCCUAGAAGGCCUCCCACACCUGAACGCUCCCUUUCACCUGAAAGAGACGAUGAGGAUGAGGCGGUGAAGGAAAGAGAGAGGCAAGAACGAGAGCGCAAGCCUCCAACUCCAACUGAGUUCGACUUCGAUGAAGAGCACAUGCAGUCAACGCCGAAAAGCGCCUUCAUCAAUCGGCGGCGAACACCAGGAUCCUCCGGCCGUUCAACGGUGAAAAGAGAAGCCCGCCUGGACAAAGUGUUGUCCGACAUGAAGCGCCACCGCAAAAUCGAGGAGCACAUCAGACGCACGGGGAGGGACUUCUUCAAGAACGAGAAAAAGCUGGAGGAGGCGCUCUCCCCAAACAGUCAGAAAGAGCGGGACAAGGAGAGGGAGCGAGACAGCAACCCCAACACCAUUUUCUCACCACGGCAGAGGAGAUACUAAAGCUUCAUAAAGGCUUUCCAGAACUCUUUUUUAAUGUAAUAAAUUGUGUUUUUUGUAUUUUGGCAAUAAUCUUUUAAGCCUAAUGUCAAAUUACAUUCAUUUCCAGGUUUUGGUGGUUUUUAACUUCAGCGUUUGGUAUAAAAAAGGCAAGUUUGCCUGAGUCUCCAUCUGUAAAAGUACUUCCUGUCAGAUCUCAUUAAUUCUGGAUGCACAAAAAGUUUUUUAUUAGCUAAAGUGCAUUAGAUUCCAAUCAUUUAUACGUUUUUAUAUAUUAAAAAAGGGUGUUGAAGUGCAAUUUCAGCAUGCCCCUUUUUACUGAUUUUUUCAAAGAGGGGUGGGGGGUUGUUAAAACAGUUUUUUAAAAAAUCUAAAGACUUAUUUUCUUUAGAAUGUUCUUGUUGAAUAAAGUUUUGAUUGAAUACAA